Molecule: messenger RNA, 660 nt
Organism: Astyanax mexicanus (Mexican tetra)
Lineage: Eukaryota; Metazoa; Chordata; Actinopteri; Characiformes; Acestrorhamphidae
Product: ints3 and nabp interacting protein
Exons: 4
Coding region: 163-471 (102 amino acids)
Biological process (GO): DNA repair
Cellular component (GO): SOSS complex; nucleoplasm; nucleus
Source: RefSeq, a predicted model, not a curated record
GCGGUAGGAGGACAGAAAGCCGUAGAGGAAGAAUAACAAUACAAACCUCGCCGAGUUUAGAGGUGCAGCAGUAUGAUUCUGAUAUUAAUGCAGUAGUUUAUUAAUUUCUCUUUAUUUAUCAGCGGUUUUCAGCUCAGUGUGUUUAGUCUGGAGCUCGGAGAGAUGGCCUCUAACCCGCCGGGAGCAGGAUUUCAGAAUAAAAACAGAGUGGCGAUUUUAGCUGAACUGGACAAGGAGAAGAGACGCCUCAUACAGAACCAGUCCAUGAACAACCCAGGAGCGAGUAUCCCUCUCUCAAGACCGGCGGUGAACAAGGAUUUCCGGGACCAUGCGGAGCAGCAGCACAUCGCUGCCCAGCAGAAAGCAGCUUUACAGCAUGCACACGCGCACUCUUCAGGCUUUUUUAUCACUCAGGAUUCCUCUUUCGGAAACCUCAUUCUUCCCGUCCUGCCUAGGCUUGAUCCAGAGUGAUGAAGAAAUAAAAUACCAUACCAUGCAUUACAAGGACUCUCUGUUUGUUCAAUUCAAGUCUUUAAAAGGUUAUUACAUCCUCUGAUUAAUUCAUGUCACUCAGCAAAUAGACUGUUGUGUAUACUGAUUGUACAUUGAUUUUUUUUUUUUUUUUUGUAUUUUACAUAAAAUAAAGAAAUUUUAACCAAA